AGGACUCGAUCCAGGGACUCCAGGAUCAUGACCCGAGCCGAAGGCAGUCACUCAACCAACUGAGCCACCCAGGUGCCCUUAAAAUGUACAUUUUAACAAUUUCUAUUGUAUUCUUUUCGUCAUUGUUAAUUUAACACGUAGGGAGGCACAGCCGAUGGGCCGGUGAGCCGGGCACCCACGGAUGUGCUUGAAAUCUCUUCACCCAUGUAUUGCUCAAGGCAAAACAUCCACUGCACAGAUGAGGAAGUUGAGGCCCAGGGAGGCCGAGGCCCUGGAUCUCACCCACCGCGGACCUGGACUAUGAGUCUCGUCAUUCUGGCCCUCAAGUUCACGUUCUCGGCCUGGCGCCUGUGGUGGGAGUGAGGUUAGGGACCACGACGGUCAACAUCCUCCCACUUCAAAGACGGGAAACUGGGGGAACAGGAGGGAUAUGAUUUGUUUGUGUUUUUGUCUGCCCUGUGGUUGACGACCUCGGCCCUUUUGUGGGGAAUGUGACCCUGAGCUGUUUCUCUAAGUACACGGAAGGCGGGAGGAAUAUUUAUCUGUCUUCAAGGCUUUGCAGAGAGCAGAGAGAGGGGGCUGGUAUACAUUUGGAGGCUGGGAGGCGGGUAGCAGGCAGUGGGUGCUCCCUGAGGAUGACCCCAGAGGGCCCCCCGGGGAAGUGAGAGUGAAGACCUCCAGGCCUUCAAGGUCAAACUGCAUGCAGGUCUAGCUUCCAGGAACAGAUGGCAUUGAUAAACUGGGGUUGGUGACACUGGGUCAACUCUCCACCCACCUUCCUUUGCUGCCCAGUAAUUUUGGGAUGUGUGAGUCAUGGGAAGAAUACAGGACAAACACACCCUUAGAGUACGAAAAGGCCACUCCUGUUUUCCCCUGGUUAUUAAGAUUGGCUGGGGCCCGUGAGGUGGCAGUGCUGAGAGGCAUCCCUUAGGAGCCUCGGCAAGGGGGACGAACUUCCAGGAAUCCACCAGCUGCCAGACGCCGGGAGAGACCCCCAGACCUCCCGGGUCCUGGCUGUGAGCCCGGAUCAGGCUUCUGAGUGGCAUCUGGUCAAGAUGAGGAUCCUCUUACAAGAGCCGGUGUCCGGGGCCUGGAUGGAGAACACUUCUCUCAGCUACGAGUACGCGGACUACGACGGGGUUCCGGAUCUGCCCGUGGACUGCGCGGACGGCCUCUGCGUCUCCACCGACCCGCUGCGCACCGCCCCGUUCCUGCUGUACGCCGCGGUCUUCCUGGUGGGCGUGCCCGGCAACGCGAUGGUGGCCUGGGUGACCUGGAAAGAGGCCCGCCAGAGGGUCGGCGCCGCCUGGUUCCUCCACUUGGCCGCGGCGGAUCUGCUCUGCUGUGCGUCUCUGCCCCUCCUGGCGGUGGCCAUCGCGCGCGGGGGGCACUGGCCGUACGGGGCGGCGGGCUGUCGGGUCCUGCCCUCGGGCAUCCUGCUGUCCAUGUACGCCAGCGUGCUCCUUCUGGCCGCUCUCAGCGCCGACCUCUGCCUGCGGGCCCUCAGGCCCAGCUGGGGGGCGGCGGCGGGGCGGGCGCGCGGGGUGCAGGUAGCCUGCGGGGUCGCCUGGACCGUGGCCUCGCUGCUCACCGUGCCCUCGGCCAUCUACCGCCGGCUGCACCAGGAGCACUUCCCUCGCCGGCUGGCGUGUGUGGUGGACUACGGAGGCUCCGCCGUGGUGGAGAACGCGGUGACCGCCACCCGCUUUGUUUUUGGCUUCCUGGGGCCGCUGGUGGUCGUGGCCAGCUGCCACGGGGCCCUUCUGUGCCGCGUGGCCCGACACCGCUGGCCACUGGGCAUGGCCGUAGUGGUGGGGUUUUUUGUCUGCUGGACCCCCUACCACCUGCUGGGGCUGGUAAUCACCGCGGCUGCCCCGCACUCCGCGCUCCUGGCCGGGGCCCUGCGGGCUGAAGCGCUGGUCAACGGCCUCGCUCUGGCUCACAGCUGCCUCAACCCCAUGCUCUUCUUGUACUUCGGGAGGACUCAACUGCAAAGGUCACUGCCAGCCGCCUGUCGCCGGGCCCUGAAGGAGUCACAGAGCAAGGAUGAAAAUGCGGUCAGCCAGAAAUCCACCAGCCAUGAUCUAGUCUCGGAGAUGGGCGUGUAGGCUAGAAGGAAACUGGUUUGUGUGAGUCCAUCCGAUUUCGCAAGGCUGGCUUCAGGCAUAGCUGGAUCCAGCAGCUCAAUGAUAUCAUUUCUUUAUUUAUUCAUUCAACAAGCAUUCAUUACGCACCUCCUAUGUGUAAGGCCCUAUUAUAGGCACUGGGGAAGUAGCAGUGACUAAAACAGACACAAAUCCCUGCCCUCAGGAAACGGACAUUCUAUUGGAGGAAGACAGGCAAUAAGCAAAGGAAAAAGAAAUAUGGAAUAUAUCAAGUGGUGACAAGUGCCAACCUAAAGGGGACAAAGGGGACUGAGUGGGGCAGGGAUUUAGGUAAGCUAGGCAAGGCCCAUUGGGUAAGGUGAUAUUUGAGCCAAGACCUGAGGAAGGGAGGAAGGAGUCAUGCUUAAAUCUGGCAGAAAAGCAUGUCAAGCACAGGGAGCAGCAAGUACAAAGGCCCUGAGGCACAAUAUGCUUGGCACAUUUCAGGAAGAGUGAAGAGGCCAAUGUGAAUGAAGCAGAGGGAGCAAGAGGGAAAGUGGAGUGAGACGAAGGGAGAGAGGUGGUGGGGGGCUGGGUUUGAAAGCCUUCCAGGCCAUAGCAAGUGUUUGGAGAUCCAUGGCAGUGUUCUGAGCUACUGUUAACAGAUAAAAUAUACAACACCAAAUUAAAUUUGGGUUUUGGGUUUCAGAUAAACAACAAGAAAACGGGGUUUUUUGUUUGUUUGUUUGUUUUGUUUUGUUUUUUUAGCAUGAGUAUGUCCCAUGCAAUAUUUGAAACAUACUUCAAAAAAUUAUAUGUUGUUGGGGGUGCCUGGCUGCUCAGUCUGUAGAGCUUGUGACUCUUGGUCUUAGGGUUGUGAGUUUGAGCCCCACAUUGGGUAUAGAGAUGACUUCAAAAUAAAAUCUUUACUGGUGUCUGGGUGGCAUAGUCGGUUAAGCGUCCAACUCUUGGUUUCCACUCAGGUCAUGAUCUCAGGGUCAUGGGAUCAAGCCCCGAGCCAGGCUCUAUGCUCAGCAUGGAGUCUGCUUAAGACUCUCUCUCCCCUCCCUUUGCCCCUCCCCACGGCUCGCUCUCUCUCUCAAAUAAAUAAUAAACAUCUUAAAAAAAUAAAAUCCAAGGGGCGCCUGGGUGGCUCAGUUGGUUAAGCGACUGCCUUCGGCUCAGGUCAUGAUCCUGGAGUCCCAGGAUCGAGUCCCACAUCAGACUCCCUGCUCAGCAGGGAGUCUGCUUCUCCCUCCGACCCUCCUCCCUCUCAUGUUCUCUGUCUCUCAUUCUCUCUCUCGCAAAUAAAUAAAAUCUUAAAAAAAAUAAAAUAAAAUAAAAUAAAUUAAGAAAUAAAAAUUAUUUGUUUAUCUGAAAUUCAAAUUCAAAUUCAAGAGAGCAUUCUGUAAAUUUUUUUUUUCCUAAAUCAGGCAACCCUAUUCUGAGCAGAGAAAUGUCUUUUUUUUUUUUUUUUAAAGAUUUUAUUUAUUUAUUUGACAGAGAGAGACACAGUGAAAGAGGGAACACAAGCAGGGGGAGUGGGAGAGGGAGAAGCAGGCUUCCUGCUGAGCAAGGAGCCCAACACGGGGCUCCAUCCCAGGACCCUGGGAUCAUGACCUGAGCCAAAGGCAGAUGCCUAAUGACUGAGCCACCCAGGCACCCCAGAGAAGUGUCUUGAUCUGACUUAGAUUUUAAUAGGAUCCCUCUAGUUGCUGGUGGGGACUAGACUAUGGGGGUGUGGGGGAGGGACAUGAGGAUCUUCUGCUUUAGCAGAGAGACUACUGCCAUGGUCCGAGCAAGAAGUGAUGUUCACUUGGGUCAGGGUACUAGCAGAGGCAGGUGAGAAGGUGACAGAUUAUGGCUCUGUUUUGAAGGAAAGGCUAUGUCCUAGCUCCUUAGCUUGGUAGUCGAGGCUUCUCUCUGCCACUGAACACAGUUACGUUCUAGCUGUGCAGACCAUUGUGGCGGACGGAAUAACGGCCCCCUAAUGAGGUCCACAUCCGAAUCCCCUGCACCUGGGAAUAUGUGACCAUACAUGGCAAAGGGAACUUCGCAGUUGUGAUUAAGGGUCUUGAGGUGGGAAGAGGAUCCUAGAUUAUCUGGGGGGGCCCAAGGUAAUCACAAGGGUCCUUAUAAGAGGGAGGCGGGAGGGUCAGAGUCAGGAGCAGGAGAUUUGACAGUGGAAGCAGAUAUCAGAGUGAUGGGAGGAAGGGGCCACCGGCCAAGGAAUGCAGCCCCAGAAGGGGCCUGCCGACACUUUGAUUGUAGAUGCCUGACCUCCAAAACUUUAAUGGAGUAAAUCUGUACUGUUCUUGAGUCGCUAAGUCUGUGGUCACCUUGUUACAGCUGUCACAGGAGACCAGGACAGAUCCUCUGGGCUGUAUCAUUUUCAUGCCUCUAGGCCUUUUCUCAAGCUGGUGCCACUGCCUAGCGUGCCCUUCGGAUCGGUGCUGCCCUAUCUGGUAAUCACCAGCUGUCGGUUCCUCUUUGGAUGCAAAUGAAUUCAAGUAAAAAAUUGAGUUCCUCAGUUGCACCAGCUGCUAGUUCGAAGCUCAAUAGCCCAGUGUCGCUCGCGGCUGCCAUACGGGGUGGUGCAGAUACAGAACCUUUUCAUCACUUCCGGACGUUUUACGAGACAGGGCUUCUCGAGGAUCUCACCCGCUCACAUCUUGAAGUCAUUGUAGUGGCACCUGAAUGUAGGGUCAUUACUACAGGACUGCAUCUUCCAUAGAAUUUCCCCUUUAAGAUAAGUCCUACCCCAACACAGGGAAGUAAGGGGAGAUGCUUCCUUUUAUAAGACGAGGCCCAGAGAAGGGAGGUCAUUUGCCCAAGAUCACCCAGCAAAGAAAUUAUAGAACUGAGAUUUGAUCCCAUGUUCACUUGACUCUAGUGCCCAUGCUCUUAUCUCUGAAAUCUUCCGUCCUUAUUUUGCUCAAAUGACACUUUCUCCAGGGAGUCCUCUCUGAUUCAUUCCCCUCCGAGGGAGAGAGUAGUGUUCUCUUCUCUGGGUUAAGUUUCUGGAACACAAGUUCCCAGGUACGCUGUAAAUUCCCCAUGGGCAAUAUCUGAGCCAUUUUUAUUUUUAUUUCUUCUCCACCCAUUCCCAGGCCUUAGAAAUAACAAAACUAUCUUUAUUUGUCUACAUCCAGUUUUCCAACUAGACUGUGAGCUCCCCAGUGAUGAAGCUCUCUUUCUUGCUAUCUCUUCUUUUAAAAAAAAAAGAUUUUGUUUAUUUAUUUGACAGAGAGAGAGAGAAAGCAUGAACAGGAGCAGGGGGAGUGGCAGGGAGAGAGAGAGGGAGAAGCAGGCUCCCCGCUGAGCAAGGAGCCCAACACAGGGCUCAAUCCCAGGACCCCUGGGAUCAUGACCUGAGCCGAAGGCAGACACUUAACUGACUGAGCUACCCAGGCGCCCCGAUAUCUCUUCUUUCUAUUUCUGGUAUAGGUACACAUAGUAGGUCCUCACCAAUACAUAUUUUAGUCCUGGGGUUUUAUUCAGAAUUGACAUGCAUGAGUUAUGAAGACCAAUCUCCCUUGUAGAAUGAAUUAUGUCCUGGGACAAUUUACAGAGCUUUAUGAACAGCUGGGGGAAAUCCUGUUGUUAAUCCACUGGGGCCAGGUGCCAUUUAAGAGAGCUCUUCUUCAAUACAUUUAUAAAAAGUCUUUUGUGGUUUUUUUAAAAUUUAUUUUCAUUUAUUAUUGCAUCAGCCUUACUUUUUUUUUUUAAAGAAGAAAUCAAUUUCACAGAAGCUUUCAAAUGUAACGCUUUUUUAAAAAUUUAUUUUAUUUUAUUUUUUUUAAAGAUUUUAUUUAUUUAUUUGAGAGAGAGAGAGCACAUGAGAGGGGGGAGGGUCAGAGGGAGAAGCAGAGUCCCUGCUGAGCAGGGAGCCUGAUGCGGGACUCGAUCCCGGGACUCCAGGAUCAUGACCUGAGCCAAAGGCAGUCGCUUAACCAACUGAGCCACCCAGGCGCCCUAAAUUUAUUUAUUUUAGAGAGAGUGCACAAGAGCGGGGGGAGGGACAGAGGGAGGAGAAGAAUCUUCAGGCAGACUCCCCACUGAGCAUGGAGCACGAUGCAGGCCCGAUCCCAGGACCCAGAGAUCAUGACCCGAGCAGAAAUCAAGAGUCAGACUCUCAAUCGACUGACCACCCAUGUGCCCCUUAAAUGUAUUUCUGUGGAAUUUGGUCAUUAAAAAUAAUCUUGCUUUUUGUUUGUUGUAA
Molecule: messenger RNA, 6306 nt
Organism: Mirounga angustirostris (Northern elephant seal)
Lineage: Eukaryota; Metazoa; Chordata; Mammalia; Carnivora; Phocidae
Gene: C5AR2
Product: complement C5a receptor 2
Exons: 2
Coding region: 1056-2108 (350 amino acids)
Biological process (GO): complement receptor mediated signaling pathway; phospholipase C-activating G protein-coupled receptor signaling pathway; inflammatory response
Cellular component (GO): plasma membrane
Molecular function (GO): complement component C5a receptor activity; G protein-coupled receptor activity
Source: RefSeq, a predicted model, not a curated record